Triticum turgidum subsp. durum (durum wheat) is the source of this 1080-nucleotide messenger RNA. The record is from the annotation of a GenBank genome assembly. NCBI's taxonomy places the organism in Eukaryota, Viridiplantae, Streptophyta, Magnoliopsida, Poales, Poaceae.
AUGGCCAACUCUUCUUCGUCGUCAUCCAGCGGCGGCAAGCAGCCAACACGGAGCGCGUCGGCCAUUGUCGCGCGGGCAGUGCCGGUCUCCGGCUCGCACGAUCUCAAGAUAGACGGCUACUCCGGGGCCAAGGGGCUCGGCAACGGUUCCUGCAUUACGUCCGAGUUGUUCUCUAUCGGAGGCCGUCUCUGGCGUCUCCAGUACUACCCCGACGGCUACUCCGGCUACCCUGACUGGAUAUCAAUCUACCUCUGCCUCGACCCCGCCGACGUCAACACAAUCAACGUGCAGUUCGAGAUCAGUUUGCUCGACCAGGAUGGGAACCCCGUGUCAGCGUACAGCAAAGCCAGCAACACAUGCACCUUCUCCAAACAAAGUGGAUCGUAUGGUUUCUGGCAGUUCAUCAAGAAAAAAGAACUGGAGGAAUCAGCUGAUUGCCUGAAGGAUGACGUCUUCACUGUCAGGUGUGUCAUUACCAUGGCAAAGGAGAUCUUCACGGAAACCAUCCCGGCCCCCGUCGUCGUGCCACCGCCUGACGUGCUCCAGCAUCUAGGCCAGCUCCUCUCCUCCGGGGACGGGGCGGAUGUCACGUUCGAGGUUGGGGACGAGAAGUUCCCCGCCCACAGGUGCAUGCUCGCAGCUCGGUCCUCGGUCUUCAAGGCCGUGCUCCUCGGUACGAUGAAGGAGAAGACGGACGCCAGCGUCCGGUUGGACGGCAUCGAAGCUAAAGUGUUCAAGGCAAUGCUGCACUUUGUUUACACCGACUCGUUGCCGCAUAUAGACGCGGGAGACGCGGCGGUGAUGGCUCAGCAUUUGCUUGUGGUGGCGGACAGAUUCAACCUGGGGAGGCUGAAGUUGAUGUGUGAGGACACGCUGCGCAGCUACAUCGACACGAGCACGGUGGCGACCAUAUGGGCGCUGGCCGAGCAGCAUGGCUGUGGGGCGCUCAAGGACGCAUGCUUCAAGUUCCUUGCGUCUCUCGGCAAUUUCAAAGCACUCACGGCCAGCGAUGGCUUUGAGCAUCUGAUGAGGAGCUGCCCCUCUCUCCUCAAGGAGCUGGCUGCCAAUCUGGCUACCUAG